UCGAACGUCUUACAACAGUGAAUGGCGUUAUAUUAACAAACUGGCAUGGCGUGACCGAGACAAUCGUUGAUAAUACAUAUUUGAAGACCGCAACUUCGGAAGGCACUUACUCUUUCAAACUGGAAUUUGGUAUCUCGCUAAAUGAUAUGAAGGUUUAUAAUCAAAAGGCGUUUGUUAUUGACAAAUCAACGGAUUUAGAAAUACCACAGACAUUUCUAUUGAGUGAACCUAUCACAGCGAGAUAUAUUCGUUUAUAUCCUACAUCGUUUGUGAACACGAGUGCCCCUUGCAUGAGGUUUGAAUUGCUAGGCUGCAGAACGACUGAAAAAGAGAACUUAGCAAACUAUGAAGUAACACUUGACCAAGACUGGACUAUUUUGUUUGAUGUUCCAAACAUACAAGUUAACCAUCCACAAGUGAUCAGCAGUUUUGGAUAUCCGAAAACCUAUGCUCAAAAUACAUUUUACAAAUGGAAUAUAACUUUGAUUGAUGGACCUGUCUUUUUACAAUUUGUGGAUAUAUCUCUACGCGUUUAUGAGGAGUCAGAAUUUCAAAACAACAUGGGUUGCCGAGAUACUAUCAUCGUUUCAGACUUUGAUAUCAUUAACCCACUAACACAUAUCAAGGAGUAUUUUAUGAAUGUAAAUAAACACACACAAACGUACUUUGGAAUCCGAAGAAUCUAUGUGUUAUUAAAUAGUGAUGAUAAUGGUAGAAUUGUCGGAGUACCUCAAGCCGACGAUGAGGUCACUCCUCUAUAUCUCGGACUGUUGUCAUGUUCUGAUGGUAAACUGGCUGAGCGAGGACGCGGAUUUCGUGCAUAUGUUGCAUUAUCAGAAUUACCGGUAUGUUGGUCGGGGUCAUCAGACUCCACGUCAUGUAAAGGUUCUUCGAUGGAACUUAUUUCGCCUGCAUUUCUUGGGAUGUAUGACAUCAGUCCAGAAUACAGAUAUACAUUCUUGUUUGAAUCCCCUCAUCAUGAUGUUAUUAUGAUCAAGAUCACAGAUUUUGAUAUCAGUUGUUAUGCAGACUCUGUAUUUCAAAUGGUUGCUGAACCUGGCGAUAUACAAUACUGUAACAAAAAUGUUGUCUACGAGGAACAGUUUUACAUGGCAAAGCUCUUUCAUAUCCACUAUUCCAAGUAUACCCUCGAAAAUUGUGAAAAUUCGGUUUUUCCCGAAGGUUUCGGACUGGUAUAUAAAAUGAUACCAGAUACAAAUUUAAAUCCAACAUUUGUUGAAGAAGAUAGCCAUGGUCAUACAAAAAAGGAAGGUAAUAUCUUUGUAUAUAGUUUAAUGCAUUUUUAG
Mercenaria mercenaria is the source of this 1307-nucleotide messenger RNA. RefSeq lists its product as uncharacterized. NCBI's taxonomy places the organism in Eukaryota, Metazoa, Mollusca, Bivalvia, Venerida, Veneridae. Bases 147 to 1307 code for a protein of 386 amino acids. The record is from RefSeq and is a predicted model, not a curated record. The transcript has 7 exons.